CAUGUUAUUUUUUUAUUUUUUGGGUGGAAUAAAAUGUUAUUUUUUGUUUUGUUGUUUUUUUUGUCGCCUCCUUUGUCGGACCCAGAUCACACACUGGCUCAGACAGGGAGUUCCCAGCAGACCAGUAACGGUGCUGUACUGACCUCUGCUGCUCGAUCCUGGUACUGACGUUUUCCAGAACCGGUGAGUUUGUGCAGGAAAGUGCGAGUGUCCUGAGUCGCACGCGCUCCUUUUCCUGCGGAACCUGUGAAUUGUUUCUGUUCAGAAAAAUGAACGAUGAACAAAUAUGGGCUUUAGUUACACUUAAGCUAUAGCAUGCCUAAUGAAUGAAAGGAGAACGCAUCAGUGACCACGUCUGGACCCGCAGCGAAUCACAGUAGCAUUAAACUCCACUUCACGUUCAUGCACUUGUUGAAGCGGAGCUUUGGCCCAAGUGACGGUCACAAGUGCAGCUGUGGUGGGAGUGUGUUGAACCCUGACGGGUUCUAUAUUUAGCCUCAUGGCUGCGGCUUCUCCGGUCACAGCCCGUCCCGUCCGGUCCGGUCCCGUCCCGCAGCUCUGCGGCUCCGCGUCCGUCAAAGUGCUUCGUGGUUCCGAGUGUUGCUCCACGUUGGAGAUCUUCGCCUGCGUCUCAUUCUCCUGCUGGUGCCAUGCUAUUGGGCAGCCGUGCGUGAGAAAACAUGUGGUCAGACUUGGACUCCAGAGAUGGCGUGAUGGAGAGGGGGUCCAUCCCCCUGGACAUCGACAACGUGCACAUGCUGCUACAGGGUCAGUCUCACUUGGAACAGCAGUAAUAGUAAAUCUUCAACGGUGUGAAAGCUCUUUAGGCUAAACUUGUGAGGACUCAUUGUUUUUGGUUUGUUCUCACAUAGAAAGUCUGAGGUCAUGAAAGAGCAACAAUAAGCUCUGUGUCUAUAUUUCACUGUUUUAUCUCAGCUUCUAUGCUUUUAUUACUCGGGGGAGCAAUUUGAUGACCUCCAUUCAGUCUGCCGCUGGCCCUGUCCCGUUUCUAUUUUAUUUAAUUCAUUCAAGCUCACGCCUGGUUCGACCUGCUGAAAGCGAAGCUCUGCUCUGGGACAUGAGUCAUAUAGCACCGAGGCACCUGGAGGCAGAAAGCAGGAGGGUGGAGGGAAUAACAAACGCUGCAGCUGCAGCACUUUUGAGCUGUGACUGAAUACAGUUGCUGCUUGUCAGUAAGGUUAUGAGAUUCUACCUGUAAAAAUAAAGCCAAGAGUUGAAACUGCUCAAAUGAGAAGAUUUUAUUCAACAAAACGAUUGGUUCUGCAGUUAAUUCAACACAUGGGUCCAGUAGCUAUUUACUAAAGAGUAAGUAAUCACAGAAUUCUAACACAACAUUAAAUCUGACUCCGCCUGUGGCGGCUCUGCAGGAGCAGGUGCCUGGUGUUCAGUGUUCAUUUGAUCACUGCCUGAUCCUCUGUCUGCUGGUGAAGUCAUCUGUUAGUGAUUAAAGAUGACUCUAAGGUCACAGAUCAGAAGCCGAGCGUCUGUCGCGGUGCUUCCACCUCUCCCUGCAUGUCUACCUUCAUCCCCGUGUCUGUCCUUCACACUGCCGUUCACUGAUUUCACCCACCUCCACCUAUUCUCCGGUCUGUUCUUCACUGAACCACUCUAAUUGCAGGCCUUUCACAUUUCCUGCCUGCGUUUAGAACACUGGGUUUUUGGUAAAGCUUUUUUUAAACAUUUUUUCCAGCUGGUGCAAUGAGUGGAUGACGUGAGCCCCUCGUGUAAAACCAGCUCAUUAAAUGAGUCGACAUUUUCACAGAAUAAACCGUGUAUGUGAGGGAAGGUCACUUAGAUAGUUUGAGUUAGGUGUGAAUGUUGGGAGUUUCCACUGACCUAUUAACAUUCAUCUUUAAACAAAGGUUCAACAAAUCAAAUCGCAGGUACGUUAAUGUGGAAAGAGUCACGCUGAGACAGCGCUGUGGAUGAAGCAUCCUUCGUCUCUUCUCACUGAGACACUUAGAUUUAGCUUUUGAAUGAGCACACAUCUUGCAGCUCUUGUUUGGGCAAGUCUGAAGCUCUGCAGUCGAACUGGAAAGAGGUGGAGCCCAGCUGAUCUCACCUGCUUCCCAGCUACAGGACGAGAGUGCAGCGUGUUAGCUGGUCAGACGAGAUUCGCAGUCUGAUCCCAUGCCGUUGGUUUUAUUUGGUGUGUUAAACUAUGUGUUUAAUACACAAACAGACCUUUGCUUUAGACUGAUCUGGGAACUGUACCUGCUGAUUCAGCAUGUGUGAUCCAACUGUGGAACAAGAACAGAUUCAGAAGCGGACCUUCACCAACUGGGUCAACGCUCAGCUGGCCAAGCGGAGGCCGCCAUGUAGGAUUGUGGAUCUGUUCAGUGACUUUCGGGAUGGCUCCAGACUGCUGGAUCUGCUGGAGGUGAUGAGUGGCCAGAGAUUUAGUCGGGAGAGAGGCAGAGGAAUGUUUCAGCACAGAAGCAACGUGGAGAAGGCCCUCUCUUUUCUGAAGAAGAAAUCGAUCAAACUAGUCAACAUAAACAUUCCUGACAUCAUUGAUGGCAAACCAUCCAUCAUCCUAGGCCUCAUAUGGACAAUCAUUCUGCAGUACCAUAUCGAGGAGCUGGCCAGCGGUUUGUCCUUCGACUCACGCCAGUCCUCCAUGGAGUCCCUGGCCAGCUUGGACUCGCGCUCCACCCUGUCGAGCCGCUCCACCAGCAGCAGCCCCCUCCCUCCUAGAGGCACCCCCCUCCACACCCGCUUCAGGGUUUCUGCCAAGAAGGCUCUGCUGCUCUGGGUCCGGGAGCAGUGCCACAAAGCGGGCUGCUCAAUAAACGUCAAGGACUUCAAGGCGAGUUGGAGGAGUGGAGUGGUGUUCCUGGCUGUCCUGUACGGUCUGCGGCCCGACCUGGUGGAUCUGUCCAAAGCCCGAACCAGGAGCAACAGGCAGAACCUGGAGGAGGCCUUCCGCAUAGCAGAGAGGGAGCUGAGGAUACCCCGGCUGCUGGAGCCCGAUGAUGUGGAUGUUCGAGACCCUGACGAGAAGUCCAUCAUGACGUAUGUGGCUCAGUUCCUGCAGUACUCCAGGGACCUGCCAGCGCCAGACGAGGAAAUGCAGACACAGUACCUGACUCCUAAAACUCCUUCUCCUAUCAACCUGCCUGUUUACUACACUCCUGCCAUUGCUGCUUCACCUUUGCGUCAGGCUACACCUGAUCGCAAGGCACAGGAAGUGACCUGCUGGUUGGUUCAGGCGUACGACGAGCUGCUGGAGGGAUGGGACUCCACAGAGGGUGAAAGCUACUCUGAGAGAUACCACGUGUUUCAGACUUUUCUGGUGUCCUUUAAUGAGCAGCGGCGCCCCAUCAUGCCUUUACUGACUGCAAUGAGACGAACUUCAAAACUAGGUGAAGAGCAGCGUGCGCUCAGAGAGGCGUGGGACGCCCUCACUGAAAAGCUUCGGGAAUACAAAAUGGAGCUGGACACGAGUCUUCCAGCCCCUCUGGACACGGUGGCUCGCUGGCUACUGAGAACCGAGGAUGCGCUGACUGAGGAGGAGGGCAGUCCUCAGGAUCAUGGACGCGCUGCUGACGAAGCCAAAGAGAAACAGGAGCUGCUCAAAGUUUGCCUGGAGGAGAUGCCGCAGCAGUUCAAGACGUUCCAGUCCUUCCAGAACCUGGAUGAGUUCGCAAACAUGAUAGUUCCCAUUGACAAAAUGGAUGAGCUAAAGAGGAGGUUCACUAGUGUGCGGGUGUCUGCAAAGUACCAUGGAAUAAAACUGGAGUACCAAGAGCAUCGCCACACGGUUUUAGAUCUGUUGGGGCAGAUCAGGACCAAGCUACGGGUCUGGAAGAGACCGUACAUCUCCCCGGAGGCUGUCAGGGUGUUGCUGCAUGAGUGGCAUGACCUGGUCAACACACAGGAGGCACCUUCUUUGUUGGAAACAGCUCUUCAUAAACUAAAGCAGAUUACAGAGAAGUAUUCCAGUAAAUCUGCCCUUGCUGCAGAUUAUCACCAUGUCAGUCAGCAGGUGAAGCAGCUAGAGGAGGAAACUGCUGUUGUUUUGGAAGAGGUGACAAAAGCCAAAAGCACCAUGGGACGUGUGCUGUCUGCCUGGGACUCCUACACCGAUUGCUUCAGCUCCCUGCAGGCUUGGCUACAGCAGGGCUCUGCAACACCCAGCCACGGCCACAGAGCAGAGGUGACUUCUGAAUCUAUGGCUGAAUGGGGCUCCCGCCAGGCCCACCUUAGUGAGGUGGGUAACUUCCUCAUCGAAUCCACAAACCCUCAAACCAGCAAGAGCCUGGCAGAGGAACUGCGCAGACUUAACAUGCACUGGGCGGAGUUCGUCAAGAGAAACACCUUUGAUGUGGCUCAAUCCAGUGCUGAUGUUCAUGCCACAUCCCAAGACCCUCACGUUUUAAUCAAAGAAGCAAGUCUGAUUCUCAAGGAGCCACUAGAGGUGAUGGCAGGUCCUUUGCGUACCUACAGAAAAAGAAUACAGUUUAUAAUGAAGAAGAUAAAAGAAGUGGAUGUGGAUGCUCUGCCUGCCUCCCCAGAGUACUCAGCAGACCAGUUACAGAAAAUAAAGCUUGCUAUACCUGAAGUGAUGCAGACCUUGUGUGAGGCAGAACAGAUGUGUGCAGAACUUCAGCACAGUGUGUCAGGUCUAGAUUGCCGCCUGGCUGAACUCUUGCACUGGGAGAUGGAGGCCAGAGAGCUUUACCAGCUGCUGAGGUCCUCAGAACGUCAUCGGCAACAGCGGGGCCAGGACCCACAAGCUAGGCUCCUGAUUUCGCGCGGUCUGCAGUUGGAGGGCCAGGUUGUGACGGAGGAGCAGGACCUGCAGGUGAUGGUAAUGACCAGCCAGAAAAACUCGCCCAUCCAGUUCCUCCAUGCCUCUGCCAUGCAGGACAAAGUGCGAGCUGCUGUCGCUCAAUCACAGGAAGCUGUAUGUAUGAUAAGUAGUUUGGGAUCCAGAAGAGACCGAAGCAGAAGUCCUCCAGAAGGGCCUCCAUCAAAAAUCUUUAUCCGAACUAAAGACAAAACUCCACUUUUGACACAACCAACUCAGCAGCUUGAGACAAAGUUAGGUCCACCUGAGCUCCACAAAACAUUUGUGCCAAAGAUAGUGGUGCAGGAAGUUGGACAGGAAAAAACGACUUCUCCACCAAUGCCUUACACCUAUGCACAAGCUGUUAUUGGAAUGAGGACAAAGUCUCCACCAGAGACUGGCUAUAUGGAUACAACUACACACAGGCUACAGCACAGACAGGAACAAGGACUCAUACUGCAGCAGAAACAAAUUAAUCGACAGAUUGAGAAACAGCAGCAAAGACAAGAUGCAAAGCAUCAACAGCAGGUGUAUCAUGUGGAACCGCUGCCUUCAGAACCACAAGAAUGGCAACAGAAAGAGGACAAAGAAAAGGUGGAGCAGCAGCAGGUAGAAGUCCAUCAGUCUCAAGUCCAGCCACAUCUGUCGCAAACCGAUUCUGACAUGAAACAGAACCAGGAUUUCCAGGAGCAGGCUCUUCCUCAACGACUUGUGAAGAAACCACCCAUGAGCUCAGAGGAACUUCAAAGUAAAAAGGCUCGGGCCACAAAGAAUCGGCCCUGGCUUCAAAAACCCUCUUCAGGAGAACAUAACGCUCCAUCCUCAUGUCCAGAACAAGAUUCCACUCAAGACCUAGUCUGGACUACACAGACAUCUGUUGAGAUUGUUCAGCAAGGGAAAGAACAACAGAGACAAACACAGGAACCUCAUUUAGAUCAGCAGCACCAAGAACAAAUUCAACAUCGGCAACUGGAACGACAGCAGAAACAACAGACACAACAGACCAUUAAAAAACCUCUACAACCAGAUUCAGAGACUCACACUGUAACAGCUAAGCAUCACCAGGAAAGCAAGUCAGAACCUCAUACAACGGUUCAGUCUACAUCCCAGAAAGUGCUUCACACACAAGUGCAGUCCACACAAGUGUUGCACACAGAUGACCAACAAUCACUGACGAUCACGUCUCAGACCAGAGUGAGCCAGGGUCAGUUACAAAAACAAGCCCUUCCACAAACUUAUAGUCCAGUGAAAUCCCAAUCCUCGAAUCAGCCGCUGACACAAGUACUGCUUCAACCCCAGGGUCCAUCUCAGCCCCCAACAUGUGUCCCAUCUGAGCCUCAGCCAGGUAUGCAAUCACAGCUUCACCUCCUGGGUGUAGCUCAUGGGCCAGCUCAUGCUCAAGUCAGACUUUCUUCACCGAUGCAGGGUCCAUUGCAUGGCCAAAUUCAACCAUCUACGCCAUCUCACAUACAAUUCCAUAGUCCUCAAAAGGCAUGGGCCCCUGUCAGACCACCGUCCCCUAAGCCACCUACACAGACUCCACCUCCAAGCUACGCCCCGUCAGUGCCGCAGCCUCCCGGCCACGCUCCCUCAAUGCCCCAGCCUCCCGGCCACGCUCCUUCAGUGGCUCCGCCCCCCAGCCACGCCCCGUCAGUGCCGCAGCCUCCCGGCCACGCUCCGUCGAUGCCCCAGCCUCCCGGCCACGCUCCGUCAAUGCCCCAGACUCCCGGCCACGCUCCUUCAGUGGCUCCGCCCCCCAGCCACGCUCCCUCAAUGCCCCAGCCUCCCGGCCACGCUCCAUCAAUGCCCGAGCCUCCCGGCCACGCGCCGUCAAUGCCCCAGCCUCCCGGCCACGCGCCGUCAAUGCCCCAGCCUCCCGGCCACGCGCCGUCAAUGCUCCAGCCAAUGAUUCCUCAGCCUCAAACCCAACAUCAAAGACAUAUUCAGCCAAAGACCCAACAAAGUACUACUGACCAAAUUCAUACCCAGGAUUUAACUCUGGUGCAGCCCCACCCUCAGCCUAAGGCACAGACUGAAAUUCGUGUUCAGGCAACUCAGGCCCAAACUUUAACUCAACAUAUAACUCAUCCUCAACCUGCAGUCCUGCCCCCAGGCUGUCCUCAGACUCCCACACCCACCUUUGCACAGCCACCAUCAGAUCAGUCUCCAGGAUAUAUGUCCCAAAGCCAGCUACAGUCUUGGACUCAGGUCAGAGCCUCAUCACCAAUGUCUGCACACCUUCCAAAGGGUGUGGCACAACCUCAGCUUUUCCCCCAAGCUUACUCCCAGGCCUGUUCACCAUCCCAGCAGUGGACACCCAAACCAGACCCACCAAAUCAAGCCAUUGUCCAAGCAUAUCCUCAGCAAAUGAGCCAAGCUCCUCAGUCUUUUCUAUCUGGUCCGGCUCCACCUCAGUGGCCUCAAGCUGGGCCUCAGCAGGGACCUCAGAUAGGGUCUCCAGGAUAUCCUGUCGCGGGACCACCAUAUGUUCUGCCCCAGAUGCAGCCACAAACCCAAUCCUGGCCUCAGACACAACUCCAAAUAAGCCCCCCCAGUGUCAUGCAAACUCAAAUGAGAGCAUACAAUGUGGUUCACAUCCAGACUCAACAAGAUCAGGUUCAACAACAGACUUGGAAUCAGGCACCACCGCAACUUCAGCCCCACCCUUCUCCCCAGACUCGCCCUCAGCAGUAUCCACAGGUUCAACCUCAAAUCUUCCAUCCCUCUCAACCUCAAAUGCCUCUUCAACCACAUCCACAACAUGUACAGCCCGAGUACCAGUUAAAAGCAGAAUCUCAAACUCACUUCCAGAUACAAUCCUCCAUUCAAGCACAGUUCCACACCCAGCCUCAACUCAAUCUACAGUUCCAGCAACCUGUUCUACCAGCCAAACAUGAAGCCUCGGAGAUUCACUCACAAAGUCAAACAAAAGAAGAAUUGCCUCCACAACAACAAUCACCAGUUGUUCAGUCAUCUACUGAAAUUAAAAUUCAGCCUCCAACCCAACCUAAGGCUAAAUUACCACCUCAAUCCAAACGUGAACACAUGCCAGCACAAGCCACAGUCCAGUCACUGAGCAAGUCCAAUGUUGAAUCCAUCCAACAAAUGCAAAUCCAAACCGCAACACAGCACAAGACUCAAUCACCAGCAAAACCCAAAAUUCAGUCAACAACCCAACACAAGUUUCAGACAUUAUCUCAGUCACCACCAGAGCUGCAUCAGGCUCAGUCACAACUACUGCCCAAGGCUCAAACAACACAACAGUCCAAUGCUCAGUCACCCCUACAAGACAGACCACAGACCCAACUCCCUCUACAGUCAAAACCCCAAAGACAAUCUCCACCUGAACCCAAGCCUACACCUACACAAACCCUUCUUCCUCAGGUCAGUGUUCUUCCUCAGUCCCAGGCUGAGUCACCAGACUUUUGCGGCAUACCUCCGCCCCUGGCUCAGGUACCUCCUCAGGCCUACACAGAGGCUUAUGCCAAGGCCCAGGCUUUGGCACGGAAUGGCUUUGAGGAGGCCAAGCACUGUCUGCAGCAGCACAUCCUGGAAGCGAUCAGCGUCUUCAAGGAUAAACGUAUUUCACCAGACCAAGUUUCAGUGAAAGAGGAAACUCUCAGAACCUUGGACCCGGAAUUAUUAGAAGAGUUCCUCAGGGCAGCCAAAGGCAUGGAGGCCUUUUGUACCCCCUCACAGCUCCGAGACAUGGAGUUCUUCACUCAGUCUGUAAAGACACAGUGGGAGGCUGUGAGAGCCGAGAUCUUUGGUUUUUUACAACAGUUACAGUUUGAAGUAACAAGGAAAGACUUUAACAAAGCUGGUCUGCAGUGUGAGAUCCACUUAAGCUCCCAAAUAGAUCAACCAUCCCAGGCUUGCUUCUCAGAGGCUGGAAGCUUUGCCCAAGCAGAGCAUCACCUUGAGGCCUUGAAAGAGCUGUGUGACACCCUGAGUCCAGAGGAUGCACACCUCCUGGCCCAGACUCAGCUGAGUGAGUGUGAGAAGAGGCUGGCUGCCAUCCAGCACCAGUUCAGUGGGGACCAAGAAGCACCUCUACCUGAUUCUAGGGUUCCAGUUUUCAGUGAAGAUGUAAUGAUACAAAAAGAGACUUCAAAACUGAGUGACAAGCAGCAGGUCUCCGCUGAGGUGCCUCAGGUCACAGUAAAGACAGUCAGUAUGGAGAAGAGGGAGUUUCAGACACAGGUGUCUACUGAGGAAGAAGCCAGCAAAAAGGAGGCUGCAGAAAGAUAUGAAAGUUGUAAGAAGACACUGCAAACACAACUGUCUAAAAAUGAACAGGCCAUCAACGAUAACCCCUCUGACUCAGUGUCUCUCAAAGGGCUGCAUACACGACUGCAGGAAAUACAGUUUUUGAGGCAGGAAACUGGAUCCUUAUGGUCUGAGUAUACAAACCAGUGCUCUUCAUUCACUGGGAGUAGUAGUGUAGAGCAGGAGAAGGCAGAGCUGCAGGAGAUGUGGCACAGCCAACAGUCCACGCUUCAGAGGAGAGGCAGCUCUUUGGGCACUGCCCUCAGACAGAUCGACUCCACCGAGAACCACAUGGUGGACUUCACCGACCGCCUGGAUCGUUACCUCAGACUGCCCAAAGACAUCACUGCCUUCACCCUGACCAAUACUAACAUCCUGAAGGAUAUUAAGGAACUGGAUGACAACAUCCAGAAUGAACUAGACCAGUUGUCACGUCUGGACUCUGAAUCCAGUGAUCUUGACCCCAGAGAUAGCUUCCCUUUGUCCCGUGAGGUUGAGACUCACAAGACCAGUCUGGAUCAGCUCCGACAGCAGGUUCGGAAGAGUGAAGCAGCUGCCCGCGCCCUGGACCGCUUCCUUAUGUCGCUGCGAGCUGUGGAUGAAGAUAUAUCUGGAGUCCAGGGCGCCCCCUGCAGUGACGCUGUCAAACUGCAGGAUUGUCGUUCUAAGCUGUCUCUGAUCAAGCAGAGCAUCGAGAGUCUAAAGGAAAAAGCACCUCAGCUGGAUCUGCUCCUGCAGGGGGCCCGACUGACGGUGACCAGGGACUGCGUGCCUGCCUCUUGCCUGGACAUGGUGACUGCCUUGCUCAGUAGGCUGGAGGAGGCUGAUGGUGCAUUGGCCAAGAAGCAGGAGGGAAUCAGGAAGGACACGCAGAACAAAUCCCUUGGGUUGAGGAAGAGGACGCUGCUGGGAGACCUCAGAAAGCUGCAACAGACAAUAGAAAUGCAAGGCUUGAAGGAGCCCACACUGCCUGCUGUGCAACAUGGGCUUUGUGCCCUGUCAGAUUUGGAGGCUCAACUGCAGACUCUGCAUGCAGAGCUUCAGAACCUUCGAGAACUUCAGAAAAAAGAGGGAGGAGGAGAGCACCUCCUGGAGGAGGUGGAGACUCAGUGGAAGCAGAUGCAUAGAGGCUUUUCAGAAAGGAAAAAGCAGUUUCACAUAAUCUUGGAGCUUUUGAAGAAGUUUCAGAGCUGCCGCGGUAACUUGAGCAGCACCAUACAGAGAGCAGAGCAGACUAUCGGUGAACAGGCAUCUUACAUGGGCAAGGACAACCUGCAGAGGAGUAUGAGCAAGGUGUGUGAUAUUAAGCAGGGGCUGAGUGGAUUGGGGUCACAAAUUGAAGAUGUGAGGGGCAUUUGCAGGCAGCUGCAGUCCGAACUAAAGAAAUUCCCAGAGUGCAGUGAGACUUCCUUUGAAGCAGAGGCUGAGACACUGAUGGACAACUGGUUGGAUGUGACUGAGAAGACAGAUUCUUACAUGGAUAACCUCCGAGUCGGCCUGGAACUGUGGGAGAAGCAGCUGAUGCUGGGGGCAGAGGUGGACAGCUGGGCAGGAGCCAAGCUGGCCCUGUUUGCAGAGAGCCAUCCCUUCCACAAUGAACAACAAGUACUCAACAUGAGGGAUGACAUCCACGCCAAUGAGGAAAACAUUGAACAUUUUCACAAGAAGUCUGCAGAGAUCCAAGAGAUGCUGCAAAGUCAGGAGGCUCCACUGGAACUGCAGGUCAUUGAAACCCAACUGAGGAAGAGAAUAGAGCAAGUGAAGGAGCUGUUUACUGACUGCACUGACGUCUUUGAGGAGCUGGUAGCUGUGAAGAAACAUCUUGCUGAAAAGAUCGAGGAGUGUCAGUCUGCUGUGGAUAAUGUCCAGUGUUCCGUCACUAAGCUAGAUGCCUCAGGCCCAAACAUUGAAUCCCAAAUACAGGAUUUGUGUGAUGAUCUGGAUGAACAGGAGAAACAGGCUGAGGAUGUGUUCAAGGAGGUUGGUUUGGUUUCCAGUGUGGCCAGUCCUCAGGUACUGGAGGCGCUGUCUGUUGACUGCAGCAAGCUGAAGGACGCCAUCUCACGCACCAGAGAUAUGAUCCACCUAAAGAGAGAGGAGAGAGAAAAGGGUCUGCUUAAAGUUAUCGAAGAUGAACGGCAGUCAUUUGAGGAAUGGUUCCAGGACUUGCAGCUGUCUGUAAAUGAAUGCUUUGAGAACCCUGAGUGCAGAACAGAUGUGGAAACAUCUCUGCAACGACUGAUUGGUUUCUUAAAGUCCAAGGAUGCAGAGCGACGUCUGGACCAGCUGAAAGCUGAGCUGGAGCGAGGCAGCCAGCAGAUUCCUUCACAGCAGCUGCCUGAGCUCACCGACUGGCUGAAGGAGCAGCAGGAGGAGGUUGGCAUGUUCAGAACCCACUGCCACAACAGGCAGAAAAAAAUAGAGUCGCUCCUCGUCGACUUGAACAGUCUGCAAAAGCAGCAUGACAGCUUCCGUGAUUGGCUGCAGACUAAAGAAAAGCAGUCUGUGGUGUCAGACAAAGUUAAACUUCUUUAUAAAGAUCUUCAGGAUGAGAGUGGUAGAGCUGAUUCUCUCAGUGAGAUGUUAGCAUCUGUCCGCAGACAAGGCGUCAGAUGUGACUGCCUUCUGAAGGACAGUGAUAACUUAAUACAGCGCUACCGGAACCUGCAGGCCAGGCUCCAGAAACAGGUGGAAGUCCAAGAAGCUCUUAAGGGGGAGUAUGACAGAUUUAACACUGAAGCUGAGAAUACUAGGACCUGGAUGACUGACCUUCUGCAAACCCUCACCUCCACUGACACACAGGCAGAGGACAUGAAGAGCAAAGCACAGAUAAUCCUAACUGCCCAGCCUACGGGAGACUCAAAGCUGAUAAACCUGAUAAGCCAAAGCCAGAGUCUGUGUGAGCAGGAGGACCUAGAAGACAGUAGAAAGGAAAAGGUCCAGCAGUUGCUUAGAACAAUGGAUGAGCAGUGGAGGCUAGUACUGCAGACAGCUGGAGAGGCUCUCAAGAAGGCAGAAACACGAGCCCUGUUAGACAACGACAUGGAUGCUUUCAGAACCCAGAAUGAAAACUUUCAUUCAUGGAUUAGAGACCAGGAGAAUAAGCUGCAGUCUGUCGCGGCUCACAUGCAAGUUGAAGAAAAGCUACAGAUUGCACAGGCGACACUCAGCUCUCAGUCUAGGGGAGAGUCAAAGCUUCAGGAUUUGAAGAAACAAGGGCAAAGUCUGUGCGAAAACCUGGACUUGGAAGAAAAUAGAAGACAAGAUGUUCAGGAUGCAAUCAGAGACACAGAGGAGACCUGGAGGGAGGUCUUGAGAGCUGCUGAGGAGGCUGUAAACAAGGCAGAGACUGAAGCUGCAAAAGAAAGAGACUUUAAUGAUUUUAAAAGCCAAAGCGACAGCAUCCGGUCCUGGAUCACAGAGCAGAGACAGAAGCUCUCAGAAACCUUCAGCAGCCACACACAGUAUGAGGAAAGGUUGCAAGUUGCACAGGCUGUUCUGAAUUCCAAACCUGAGGGACAGACCAAACUGCUCAACCUGAAGAAACAAGGUGAAGGCCUUAAGGAGAGCAGGAACACCGAAGUUCAACUUCUGAUAACAGUGAUAGAGCAACAGUGGAACAACGUGCUGCAGACUGCUGGACAGAUGGAGCAACAGUGUCUUUCUGAUGAUUUUGAGGCUCAGAGUAAAAACGCCCAGACCUGGAUCAGAGACAUACAGCAGAAGCUACAGUCAGUGGGCAGUCACAUUCCACCUGUAGAGAGAUGUCACACAGCUCAGACGAUCUUGAGCUCCAGACCUGAAGGUGAUUUUAAGGUGAACAACCUGAGGAGACGAGGCCAGAGCCUGUGUGAGCAUCAGUACAGUCAGGAAGGCAGGAAGGCAAACGUCCAGCAGACAGUCAAGGAAACAGAGGAGCUGUGGAGGGAAGUCCUGCAAGCUGCUAAGCAGGUCGAGAUUGCUGCAGAGCUUCAGAUCAGCCAGGAUGAGGAGAGGAGAAGGCUGGAGUUGAGGGAAUUUGAUGAUCAUCAGCAGGACACUGACCGUUGGCUUCUAGCCCUGCAGCAGCAAGUGGAUUUGUUGAGCAGCCAGACCAAGGCUGAUGACAGACUACAGACUGCACAGUCUAUUAUGGGCACUAAGCCUCAAGGAGAAUCAAAGCUGCAGGAGCUAAAGAGAAGAGCUCAGGGUUUGUGCAGUCAGGACAUUGAGGAACACAAAAAACAAGAGGUUCAACAAAAACUAAGAGUUGCUGAGGAGCAGUGGAUUAGAGUUCUGCAAGAGGCCAAACAGGCCCUGGAUAAGGCUGAGAGGCAGUGUGAUGUAGAAGGCCAGCUGAGGAACUACGAGUCCCUGAAACAACAGACGGGAGCCUGGCUAGAGCACAAGCAGCAGAUCCUCGUUUCUCUGGAGAGUCAAGGCGAUCCAGAAAAAACUAUUCAUACUGCACAGACUAUCCUGAGCUCCAAACCUGAGGGAGAUGCCAAACUGACAGAGCUGAGGAGAAAAAGCCAGAGUCUGUCUGACCAGGAGGACUUGGAGGAGCACACAAAACAAGAGGCUCAGCAGAUAAUAAAAGACUCAGAGGAGCAGUGGAAGAAAGUCUUACAGACCGCUGAGACCACUUUGAAGAAAGCUGAGAUCCAGUACUUGCUCAACAGAGAGCUGGAAGCCUUUUGGGCCCAAGCAGGAAGCAUUACAGCCUGGGUGAAAGAGCUACAGCAACAGGCCGAUUGUAAAGGGAAAGGCACUAUUGGCAGCCAGGCUCAGCUAAAGGACAGACUGGAGUCAGCACAGCUCAUCUUGAGCUCUAAGGCAAAUGGUGACGGCCAAGUGACAGAGCUGAAGACACGAGCAAGGAGUCUCUGUGACCAGAAGGACCUGGAGAAGGACAAGAAACGAGCCGUUGAGCAGGCAGUCAAAGAUGCUGAGAACCAGUGGAAGGGGGUCCUGCAGGCCGCUGAUGACACACAGAGACAGCUGAGGAGCGUUGUGGAGAGCCAGGAGUCUUAUCAGUACAAGCGAGGCCAGGCUGAAGCCCGUCUGUCUGCGCUUCAAGAGCAGACGGCCAGUCUGCCGCGUGUCUUCUCCUGGCCUGGCCUGGGAGAACGAAGACAGGCGGUGGAACAGGCCCGAGCCCUGCUGGACCAGAGCACGGCCCUAGCCCCGAUUCUCUCCGACCUCCGCACACAGGCUGCAGAGCUGCAUGAGAUCACACAGGACCCCUGCUGGUGUGAGCCUUCUUGGCAAACCAUGGAAGCCUGCAUCCCUGCUCUGCUGAAGCAGCAAGCAGAUGCAGUUGCCAACCUGGAGCAAGGCAUCUUAACAGAGAGGCAGUGCACCCAAUUGAUUGAGCAGCAUGAAGCAGCUCAGGACUGGCUGAGAGAACAGGUCAAAGGCCUUGGAGCUCCUCCUAUGGACAGACAGACUCUGCACAGCACUGUCAACACACUGAAGGCUUUGCUGCAGACAGUGGACCGGGAACAAAGGGAGAUGAAGGAGCUGGACACUGCCAGGGACAGGCUGAUGGGUCUGUGUACCCAAGGAGGUCAGGAUGCUGUGACCCUGGAGGUGAGUCACCUCCAGGAUCUCUGUGCCGAUUCUGAGCGCGAUGUGAGAGAGCACCUGACAGUCUGUGAGACGAGGCUGGAGGAACUGGACAGUCAGCUGGCCAGAAGGGUUCAUGACCUGACGGAGAGAGCUGCAGCCCUGCAGUGGGAGCUCCGCUCUCUGGACCAAGCUCUCAGUUACAGUGAACCACAGAACAACAUUCCUCAGCUCCAACAGCGUUGGCUCAGUCUUGAGAAUUGUAAAAUGUUACUACAGGCUUUGGGUGUGAAAGUCUGUGAUUUGCACCAGGAAGUGACAUCCACGUUAGUUGCCCAGGAGCUGCCAGCAGAAAUGAUCAGUUCAGUUGAAUCUUUAAGCAAACAACAUCACAGUCUAGAGUCCAGGCUGAUUGAGCAUCAGGCGGCCUGCUCUACAAACACUGCUCGCUAUUUGACACAUUGUCUUGACAGCCUUCAACAGUGGAGCCAGACGCCAUCAGAGCCAGUUACUUCUGCUCAGCUUCACGAAACAUUACAGGAGGGAGGAAAGCUGCAGCUCAGUCUACAGGACGCGCUUUCCCAUCAGAAAUUUCUAAAAGAUUGUCUCACGCAGGACUUGUUUGAGAAACUGGAGACAGAUGUUUCAGUGACAUUCAGAGACACUAAUGUUAAAAAAGCUUCACUAAAACAGAGCUUAAAGGAACUUGACAAAAGAAGUAAACAAAAGCGGCCUGACACGCAGUCUUCUGAUGUCCUUUCUAAAAAUCCAGAUGAAACAAACACGUCUGUGGUGGUACCACCACGGAAAAAACGUUUACCCGAAAAGAAAUUUCAAAAACAAGAUGGACUUUUACUGGAGGAAGAAUCUUUGAAAGCUGAGUCGGUGCAAAUUGAAUCAACUGCAUCAGUAGUUACUCUUAAAGCAACUGCAGAGGACACAAGUAGCAGUGGUGUUGAGCAAACCAGAACUAUAAUAAGAGAAACUGUUGGGAAAACCGAGGCCUUAAAAAAACCUGACAGCCAAAUAAUUGAAGCUGUUGUUGAAAAAGCCAAAGUUAAAGCAACAAGGAGGACAUCAAAGGAGGGUCCUGAAGAUCAGCAACCAUGUCCAACUGCCCAUACAAUCACAAAUGAAACUACUGUUGUGCAAAUGGGUAAGUUUUCAGCACCCGAAAGAAAGACAAAGGGUCUGAAGACUUCUCCAGAACUUACCACCAAGGUUGCAGCUGAGAUCACACAAGAACCUGUCAGACAGAAGUCUUUAGAGGAACCUGAGACAAAACAAACCCAAAUCAUCAGGAAGUCCAAAAGCUUUGAUAUAUCUGCUCCUCAAAAGACAAUAUCUAUCAGUGGUACAACUACUCAAGACGAUUCAAACCAAACUGAGAAAGACGCUACUUCAGUGGUUCAGGCAGUCAUCAGAACAGCUGUUGGUACAAUUGUGGAAGAGCUGGAGCAGUCACCAACCACAACAGUGUCAACAAGCUCAGAGGUCCCUCAUCUUGGGGAAGAACAGAGCACAGAGAAGCCUAAUAGUCCAGUAACUGAUGAUGCUGUUGUGGAACCAUCCAGAAGGACGUCAAAGGACAUUCCUUACAGUCAACAACCAGCUUCAAGUCCAGAUAUAAUUAAAGGACCGACUAAGACUACUGAUGUGGAAUUAGGUAAGGUUUCACCACCCAAAAGAAAGACAAAGGGUCUGAAGACUUCUCCAGAACUUUGCACCAAGGUUGUAACUGAGAUCACCCGAGAACCUGUCAGACAGAAGUGUUUAGAGGAAACCCAAAUGAAACAAACCUUAAUCAGCAGGAAGUCAAAAGGUUUGGAUGUUUCUUCUUCUCAAGAGCCACUGUCUCCCCCAGUUGGAACAACUGAUGUGGCAUCUGUGGAAGUGGAGAAGGACAUUGGUAGAGAAAAGACCACAUCAAUUGUACAGACUGUCACAGAAACAACCAAGUCUGUCAUAGUGGUAGAAGAAAGUAUCUCUCCAAGCUCAGGAGUUUCAGAAAGUUCAGACAUUUGUCUCUCUAAGAAAACAGAGGCCACAGAGAAACCAGACAGCCAAAUAAGUGAAGCUGUUGUUGGCAAAACCAAAGUUAUAGCAACAAGGAGGACAUCAGAGGAGGGUCCUGAAUGUCAGCAACCAUGUCCAACUGCCCAUAUAAUCACAGAACCAAAUGAAACUACUGCUGUGGAAAUGGGUAUGUCUUCACCACCCAAAAGAAAGACAAAGGGUCUGAAGCCUUCUCCAGAACUUGCCACCCAGGUUGCAGCUGAGAUCACACAAGAACCUGUCAGACAGAAGUCUUUAGAGGAACCUGAAACAAAACAAACCCAAAUCAUCAGGAAGUCCAAAAGCUUUGAUAUAUUUGCUCCUCAAAAGACAAUACCUAUCAGUGGUACAACUACUCAAGACGAUUCAAACCAAACUGAGAAAGACGCUACUUCAGUCGUUCAGGCAGUCAUCAGAGCAGCUGUUGGUACAAUUGUGGAAGAGCUGGAGCAGUCAGCAACCACAACAGUGUCAACAAGCUCAGAGGUCCCUCAUCUUGGGGAAGAACAGAGCACAGAGAAGCCUGAUAGUCCAGUAACUGAUGAUGCUGUUGUGGAAUCAUCCAGAAGGACGUCAAAGGACAUUCCUGACAGUCAACAACCAGCUUCAAGUCCAGAUAUAAUUAAAGGACCAACGAAGACUACUGAUGUGGAAGUAGGUAAGGUUUCACCACCCAAAAGAAAGACAAAGGGUCUGAAGCCUUCUCCAGAACUUACCACCAAGGUUGCAGCUGAGAUCACACAAGAACCUGUCAGACAGAAGUCUUUAGAGGAACCUGAAACAAAACAAACCCUAAUCAUCAGGAAGUCCAAAAGCUUUGAUAUAUUUGCUCCUCAAAAGACAAUAUCUAUCAGUGGUACAACUACUCAAGACGAUUCAAACCAAACUGAGAAAGACGCUACUUCAGUGGUUCAGGCAGUCAUCAGAACAGCUGUUGGUACAAUUGUGGAAGAGGUGGAGCAGUCACCAACCACAACAGUGUCAACAAGCUCAGAGGUCCCUCAUCUUGGGGAAGAACAGAGCACAGAGAAGCCUGAUAGUCCAGUAACUGAUGAUGCUGUUGUGGAACCAUCCAGAAGGACGUCAAAGGACAUUCCUUACAGUCAACAACCAGCUUCAAGUCCAGAUAUAAUUAAAGGACCGACUAGGACUACUGAUGUGGAAUUAGGUAAGGUUUCACCACCCAAAAGAAAGACAAAGGGUCUGAAGACUUCUCCAGAACUUACCACCAAGGUUGCAGCUGAGAUCACACAAGAACCUGUCAGACAGAAGUCUUUAGAGGAACCUGAAACAAAACAAACCCAAAUCAUCAGGAAGUCCAAAAGCUUUGAUAUAUCUGCUCCUCAAAAGACAAUAUCUAUCAAUGGUACAACUACUCAAGACGAUUCAAACCAAACUGAGAAAGACGCUACUUCAGUGGUUCAGGCAGUCAUCAGAACAGCUGUUGGUACAAUUGUGGAAGAGGUGGAGCAGUCACCAACCACAACAGUGUCAACAAGCUCAGAGGUCCCUCAUCUUGGGGAAGAACAGAGCACAGAGAAGCCUGAUAGUCCAGUAACUGAUGAUGCUGUUGUGGAACCAUCCAGAAGGACGUCAAAGGACAUUCCUUACAGUCAACAACCAGCUUCAAGUCCAGAUAUAAUUAAAGGACCGACUAAGACUACUGAUGUGGAAUUAGGUAAGGUUUCACCACCCAAAAGAAAGACAAAGGGUCUGAAGACUUCUCCAGAACUUUGCACCAAGGUUGUAACUGAGAUCACCCGAGAACCUGUCAGACAGAAGUGUUUAGAGGAAACCCAAAUGAAACAAACCUUAAUCAGCAGGAAGUCAAAAGGUUUGGAUGUUUCUUCUUCUCAAGAGCCACUGUCUCCCCCAGUUGGAACAACUGAUGUGGCAUCUGUGGAAGUGGAGAAGGACAUUGGUAGAGAAAAGACCACAUCAAUUGUACAGACUGUCACAGAAACAACCAAGUCUGUCAUAGUGGUAGAAGAAAGUCUCUCUCCAAGCUCAGGAGUUUCAGAAAGUUCAGACAUUUGUCUCUCUAAGAAAACAGAGGCCACAGAGAAACCAGACAGCCAAAUAAGUGAAGCUGUUGUUGGCAAAACCAAAGUUAUAGCAACAAGGAGGACAUCAGAGGAGGGUCCUGAAUGUCAGCAACCAUGUCCAACUGCCCAUAUAAUCACAGAACCAAAUGAAACUACUGCUGUGGAAAUGGGUAUGUCUUCACCACCCAAAAGAAAGACAAAGGGUCUGAAGCCUUCUCCAGAACUUGCCACCCAGGUUGCAGCUGAGAUCACACAAGAACCUGUCAGACAGAAGUCUUUAGAGGAACCUGAAACAAAACAAACCCAAAUCAUCAGGAAGUCCAAAAGCUUUGAUAUAUUUGCUCCUCAAAAGACAAUAUCUAUCAGUGGUACAACUACUCAAGACGAUUCAAACCAAACUGAGAAAGACGCUACUUCAGUCGUUCAGGCAGUCAUCAGAGCAGCUGUUGGUACAAUUGUGGAAGAGCUGGAGCAGUCACCAACCACAACAGUGUCAACAAGCUCAGAGGUCCCUCAUCUUGGGGAAGAACAGAGCACAGAGAAGCCUGAUAGUCCAGUAACUGAUGAUGCUGUUGUGGAAUCAUCCAGAAGGACGUCAAAGGACAUUCCUGACAGUCAACAACCAGCUUCAAGUCCAGAUAUAAUUAAAGGACCAACGAAGACUACUGAUGUGGAAGUAGGUAAGGUUUCACCACCCAAAAGAAAGACAAAGGGGUCUGAAGCCUUCUCCAGAACUUACCACCAAGGUUGCAGCUGAGAUCACACAAGAACCUGUCAGACAGAAGUCUUUAGAGGAACCUGAAACAAAACAAACCCUAAUCAUCAGGAAGUCCAAAAGCUUUGAUAUAUUUGCUCCUCAAAAGACAAUAUCUAUCAGUGGUACAACUACUCAAGACGAUUCAAA
Betta splendens (Siamese fighting fish) is the source of this 19633-nucleotide messenger RNA. RefSeq names its product nesprin-2-like. The transcript is spliced from 59 exons. NCBI's taxonomy places the organism in Eukaryota, Metazoa, Chordata, Actinopteri, Anabantiformes, Osphronemidae. The coding region runs from base 2249 to 19486 and encodes 5745 amino acids. The record is from RefSeq and is a predicted model, not a curated record. Gene Ontology annotation, molecular function: protein binding.